Molecule: messenger RNA, 1495 nt
Organism: Drosophila persimilis
Lineage: Eukaryota; Metazoa; Arthropoda; Insecta; Diptera; Drosophilidae
Gene: ppk6
Product: sodium channel protein Nach
Exons: 6
Coding region: 1-1485 (494 amino acids)
Biological process (GO): sodium ion transmembrane transport
Cellular component (GO): membrane
Molecular function (GO): ligand-gated sodium channel activity
Source: RefSeq, a predicted model, not a curated record
AUGAAGGACACCGGCAAGUGGCCAGCACCAGCACCUGGCAAGAGAGUCUUGGAAAGGAGGCGGCGCCUGGGCCCCCUGAGGUCAGCCAUCGCCAGCACCUUCUGGGAGUACACGGAGCGGACGAAGGUAAGCGGAAUGUGGCUGCUGCGACGUCAGCGCACCCACGGAUUGUCCAGAUUCAUUUGGUCCUCGGUGCUGCUGCAGUUGCUCCUGCUGAGUAUCUACCUGACCCUCCUACUCUGGCUGAAGUUCUAUUCGUAUCCCAUUUUGAACACCAUCUCAAACGAUCUCUCCAUCACGGACGUGGCCUUUCCCGGCGUCACCAUCUGCAGUCCCAAGGUGGUCAACACUGAGCGUGUGGAACGCUACGUCAAGACCCUUAAUAUUCCCCCAGAGUACGAGAUGACUGAUGUGGCAGCAGGGUUCGAGUUCCUUAACGCUUUCACGGACCAGAGCUUCGAGCCGCCGGCCCACGAGAGUUACAAAGUCACCGAUGCGGUGCUUCGGAUGAACAACGUGAGCGUCUGGGAGGCAGCCAUGGCCGUCAGUCCGGGUUGCUCGGACUAUGUAAAGAGAUGCUUCUGGGGCCACACUGAGUUCCCAUGCAACCAAAGCCACGAGUAUCUCUCCUUCAUACCGACGACGGCAUAUUUGGGCCCGUGCUGCUCCUUCAACUAUAAUCCGCGCAACUCCAGCUAUGUGCCCUUUUCGGCCAACAUCUUUGGCAUGGAUGGGGGUCUCACCUUUGUCGGCGCUGAGGGCUCUGAGCGCAAUCUCAACACGGGUCUUAUAGUCCUUGUCCACCAUCCCAUGGACUAUGUCACCGAGUCGGCCUCCUCUGUGACAAUCACCGCCCGAUCUGAGAGCUUUCUUGAAGUGUCGCCCACCGUACAGAGCUCUUCGGCGGAGGUACUGGAAUUGUCGGAACGAAAGCGGGACUGCCUCAUCUCGGACGACUUGAGGCUCCGAAACUACCGGCAGGCCGCCUGCCUGCUCUCCUGCCAGACGGAGGCCAUCGUCGCGAAGUGCGGCUGUCAUCCGUAUCUCCUCCCCAUCGUCGGCAACCAGUUCAAGGAGUGCAAUCUAAAUGAUACAUUCUGCUACUCGGCCAACUAUGACAACUUUAAGAGUGUGCGAUGCGACCAGUGUCUGCCCAAUUGCUACGAUGUAACCUACUCCACGCUGUCCUACAAGACGGACCUCAAUCAGCACCAGUUCUCAGUGAGCCGCUACUACUCUCGUGAGCUGCUCAACAGCGAUAGCUUUGUGCUGCGUGUCUAUCUGGCCAAGCAGGUCGUUCCGGUCAUUCGAAAGGUGACGGUCAUGUCUUGGAUCGGUCUUCUCUCUGAUCUUGGGGGCAUUUUCAAUCUCUGCCUGGGCCUGAGCAUGAUUUCCAUUAUUGAGUUCUUCUACUACUGCAUAUAUCGCUUGUACAUCAACUAUCAGCUUCAGAAGGAGCAGUUGCCAAGGAAGGCGUGGCAAUAGACCCAACUGC